Messenger RNA from Pisolithus orientalis, 1269 nucleotides. RefSeq lists its product as uncharacterized. NCBI's taxonomy places the organism in Eukaryota, Fungi, Basidiomycota, Agaricomycetes, Boletales, Pisolithaceae. The record is from RefSeq and is a predicted model, not a curated record. The transcript has 13 exons. The coding region runs from base 1 to 1269 and encodes 422 amino acids. Gene Ontology annotation, molecular function: dipeptidase activity.
AUGAGCGACGUCGUUUGGAGGCCUGGGGAUCAGAAACCACGACCACCCCUGCUAGGAGGUGACGUGUACAGACCAGAUAUACUACAAAUCAUCGAGAAGACCAUCGACGAGCUCAGUCCAGCGCUCAGGGGACUCAGUCUGGAUAUUCUUGCGCACCCAGAACUGAAGUUCGAAGAAAGGCACGCUCACGAUGUCUACACUGCGUUCGUAGAGAAGCAAGGCUUUGUGGUUCAAAGACAUUACCUGCUAGAAACGGCUUGGGUUGCAACGUUUUCACACGGGCAAGGUGGUCCUGUUCUUGGUGUAAACUCUGAAGUGGACGCUCUUCCUGGGAUCGGACACGCAUGUGGGCACAACCUCAUUGGCAUCGCUGGUGUGGCCAUUGCUUGUGCUGCGAAAGCCGCGAUGGAGAAACUGGGGAUCGAUGGGAAAGUCAUUUUGCUGGGGACACCUGGGGAGGAGGGAGGAUUCGGUAAAGUCAAGCUCUGGGAGAAGGGGGCAUAUGAAGAAAUGGAUGUCUGUCUCAUGUGCCAUCCAGCUCCAGGUCCACCAUACUCUGUCAGUUUGAGUGGCUGCUUGGCCAUGGUCCAGCUGCAGGUUGACUUCGUUGGACACACUGCACACGCAGGUUUGAGCCCCUGGGAGGGUCAGAACGCACUGGAUGCCGCUGUCCUUUCCUAUACUAGCAUCGGGCUUCUCCGCCAGCAGACGAAACCAACACAUCGGAUUCAUGGCAUUUUUGAAGGGAAGGACUGGGCACCUAAUAUCAUCCCCGACAACUCUAGGAUGUAUUGGUUUGUACGCGCACCGACCACAAAAGAGGCUUUCCAGACUACGGAGCGAGUCAAAGCAUGCUUUGAGUCUGCAGCUGUUGCUACCAGAUGCAAGGUGACAGUUACUGAGCUGUCUUUCGGAAAUGAGCUGGUCCAAAAUCCAGUCCUCGGCACCAUUAUUUCAGGCGCAGAACUCAAAGAUGUUGUUUCCAAAAAAUACGGGAUGAUCGACUAUGAGUGGGGUAUUGCGAGCGCUUCAACAGAUUUCGUCAUGAUGCCUGGCCUUCACCCCGGGUUCUCUAUACCGACCGUACCAAAUGGAGGGAAUCAUACGUCGGCAUUCACGGAAGCCGCCAGCACCAUCCAGGCCCACGAGGCGUGUCUCGACGUGUCGAAAGCGCUAGCUGCCGUUGGUAUGCGCGUAUUAACAGACGAAACGUUCCUAUCGAAUGUCAAAUCGGCAUUCGAGGAAGCCAAAAGGGCAAGAGGUGAUUAA